This is a messenger RNA of Fundulus heteroclitus (mummichog), 4671 nucleotides long. It is a transcript of the gene h6pd, whose product is annotated as hexose-6-phosphate dehydrogenase (glucose 1-dehydrogenase). The transcript has 6 exons. Gene Ontology annotation, biological process: pentose-phosphate shunt, oxidative branch; glucose metabolic process; pentose-phosphate shunt. The record is from RefSeq and is a predicted model, not a curated record. Gene Ontology annotation, cellular component: endoplasmic reticulum. Bases 531 to 2906 code for a protein of 791 amino acids. Gene Ontology annotation, molecular function: 6-phosphogluconolactonase activity; glucose-6-phosphate dehydrogenase activity; NADP binding. Lineage: Eukaryota; Metazoa; Chordata; Actinopteri; Cyprinodontiformes; Fundulidae.
UGUCUCGCUUUUACGUAGAUCGUCAGUCCCGUGUAAACAUGUUUAUGCGUCGCUAGUUGUAUAUGUAUUAAUUUAUGUUACAUUAGGCCAGAUGUGACAUUAAGGGGUUGUGUUGAGCGUGUUCGCACCGGAAGUGGAGUUUGACAGCAGGUGGAAUCCGGGUGACUCUCUUUUCAUCUGCAAAUGUUUGUCUUUUGACACAUCAGCACACGGGAUUUCGCAAUGUGAAGGACAUAAAACUGAUGAGCAGGGGUAAAAACAUGGUCCGUAUCCGCUAGCGCUAGGACUGUUAUCCCUUGCAAAAUCAUCAGUGAGGGGGCAGGAUUUUCCCAGAACAACCAACCAGUCCAGCUCUUAGACUGGAAGCUCAACAGCCCUGAGCAAAGAGCAAAAGUCCACACCCCCUCCGCUCACAUUGCUGCACUGGAGACUGGAUCGAUGCCUCUUGAGGAACCUGAAAAGAACGAGGACUUUUCUAAGUAAAGGAUCUAUUCUAUCGUUGCAGGAUUGUUGUCCAUCAGGACUAGAAGAUGUCUUUAGCUGCCUCUCUGCUUCUCGUCGCUCUUUGUGCCAACGGAGGAUACGGCGAUAAGGGAAAAGAGGCUCCGAGAACAGGCCAUGUUUCUGUGGUCAUAGUGGGAGGAACCGGAGACCUGGCGAGGAAAUAUCUGUGGCAGGGGUUCUUUCAGCUCUAUGUCGACCAGGUCAGUGGCGGAAACAGCUUUUCGUUCUACGCCGGCGGCCUGUCCCCGUCCGAGAAGGCCACACCGGUCCUUUUCGAGAUCCUGAAGGCAGUCGCCUGCUCCAAGGACGUGUCUCAGGAACGCUGCGCCAUCCUGAAGGAGCAGUUCCUGCGGCUCUCGCAGUAUCGACAGCUGAAAAGCCUGGAGGACUACCAGGAGCUGGCCAAGCACAUCGAGCAGCAGCUCCAGCAGGAGGGCAUGAAGGAAGCCGGCCGGCUCUUUUACCUCUCCGUGCCGGCGUUCGCGUACGCCGACGUCGCAGAGAAGAUCAACGGCAGCUGCAGGCCGGCCGGCGGGAGCUGGCUGAGGGUCGUGCUCGAGAAACCGUUCGGACACGACUACAGGAGCGCACAAGUGUUGGCAACUGAACUCCUGAGCGCGCUGAAGGACGAAGAGAUGUACAGAAUUGACCACUACUUAGGAAAGCAGGUGGUCUCCAAGAUACUUCCGUUCAGGAUAGAGAACAGAAAGUUUUUGGAUCCCAUCUGGAACAGACAUCACAUCGAGAGGAUAGAGAUUGUUUUGAAAGAGACUCUGGAUGUUAAAGGUCGUAUUCCCUUCUAUGACGAGUACGGAGUGAUCCGAGAUGUCCUGCAGAACCACCUGACCGAGGUCAUGACUCUGCUGGCGAUGAAGCUCCCUGCCAACGUGAGCAACAGUGAAGAAGUUCUCCGAAACAAGCUGGAGGUCCUCAGCUCCAUGCUGCCUUUAGGAAAGAAUCAAGCUGUGAUCGGACAGUACCAGAACUACAAAAGCGAGGUUCAACAGGAGCUGAAUAAAACUAAGGAGCAUGUCAGCCUGACGCCAACAUUCGCAGCUGUUCUGGCCCAUAUCGACGAGGCGCAGUACGAAGGCGUGCCCAUUCUCCUGAUCUCGGGGAAGAUGUUGGACGAGCGCGUGGGGUACGCGCGCGUGCUUUUCAAGAACGACGUCUUUUGCCUUCAGAGCCAGAACAACGUUCACUGCAGACCUAAACAGAUCGUCUUCUACUUUGGACACGGCAGCCUUGAAUAUCCAGCGGUUCUGGUCAGCAAGAAUCUAUUCAAACCGGCUUUAACAGGCGGCGAGUGGAGGGAAGUGACGGAGCACAAAGACGUCAGCGUUUUGGGUUUGCAGAUUUCUGAUUACUACGUGCAAACCCCAGCAACAGAAAAGGAGGCUUACUCGCAGCUCAUCUCUCACAUCUUUGCUGGACAGAAGAAUAAUUUUGUAAGCACUGAAAACCUUUUGGCCUCCUGGGAAGUAUGGACUCCACUCCUCAGCAACCUAAAGGGCGCUUUCCCCCGGAUAUACCCCGGCGGCGCUGACAACGGAGACAUGCUGGACGUUCACCUGAGGGGGAAAGAAAUCCGCUACAACAGCGAGGUGGUGAUAAUCAGCCCUGAUCAGAUGGGGGGGACGUCGGCGGACAGUUUCCAGGUGAUGCAGGGGAAAUUUCGCAGCGCUGAGAUGGUGUCCGCCUGGACGGAGGAGCUGGUGGAGAGGCUGGCUGCGGACAUGCAGGAAGCGGCGGAGGCAGCCGUGCGGGAGAGCGGGGUCUUCCACCUGGCCCUCUCCGGAGGCUCGACUCCCAUCGCUCUCUUCCACAGGCUGGUCCUGCACCACUUCUCCUUCCCCUGGAGAGACACGCACGUCUGGAUGGUGGACGAGCGCUGCGUCCCUCUCACCGAGAGGGAGUCUAACUUCCACAGCAUGCACGAACACCUCCUGCACCACGUGAGGAUCCCGUACUACAACAUCCACCCCAUGCCGGUGCAGCUCAACCAGCGUCUCUGCGUGGAGGAGGACGGAGGAGCCCAGCUGUACGAGAAAGAGAUCAACAAAGUCGUCAACGGAUCCAGCUUUCAUUUCGUGGUGCUGGGCGUCGGCUACGACGGCCACACGGCGUCUCUGUUCCCCGGUGGGAAGCUGAACGAGCUGGGAGAAGGUCUGGUGGCUCUCACGGAGAGCCCCAUCAAGCCUCACCGGCGAAUGAGCCUCACUUUUAGAGCCAUUAACCGAGCGCGCACCGUCGCUCUUCUGGUGAUGGGCAAAGGCAAACAUGAGCUGGUCACCCAGCUGAGCCGAGUCAAGGACAACCUGGAGAAAUAUCCCGUCACAUGGGUGAAUCCAGCUGAUGGAAGGCUGGUUUGGUAUAUAGACUAUGAUGCACUUUUAGGCUAGAGGCCUAUAUUUUUCCUCAUUUUCAGUCAGAAUGUAGCUGCUUUGAUGGAAACACUAGUUAGGGAAGCAAUACAAAACCAAUGAACCAGCUCAGAAGUCCAGUAACUUGAGUUUUUUUUUUUCUUUAACUACAAAUCACAAUUUACUAAACAUUUCCUCCACCUUGAGCUCGUGACCACAGUCAGAAGUUUACAUACACUCACCAUGGCAUCGAUGGCAUUAGUUUUUGACUUUUAUUCAUUUUAGCCAUUCAAUUUCUACUCAAAUGACAGAAAAUACAACUUCAAUAACUUCUAAAAACUAAAAAUUGGUUCAGUCUCUUGGAUUUUAUUUUCUAACCCAUUUGUUGGUCUGAAAGCGACAUUAGGUGAACAAUCUGUAAAAUCCAAAGAGCCAUAUUUGCCCUUGUCCUAUAGAAUAUACAAGUCUUAUUAGCACCUCCUGUAUAAAUUAUUUAUAUUUUAAGCUUAAGACAAAUAAAAAACAAAUUAGUUUAAAAGAAUAUUAAAAUAUUUAAUUUUGGGGGAUUAAAUGUUGUGUAUUUAUGGAAAAUGAAGGAACAACAUAGUUUGCAGCCUACUGUGAAAUGAAAGGACUAAACAACAAAAAUAUUUCUUCUGUCAUUAGAGCCAUUCUGUUCUGGAUGUUUUGUGCAAAUAUGGGUUGAAAAAAAAAAAAACACAGGUAAUGCUAACAUCCCCUUUCCACUUGCUUACAGUUCAAAACACUCCUCAGUUCUUGAUCGCUUUUAGCCAAGCCUGUGAAGAGCCACUGUGGACAGUCGGAUGUUGCAGCAGAACAAAGAUCCCAAACGAACAUCAAAAAGCGGUUUUAGCAUGAAUAAAAUAUAUCUGCAGUCAUGACUCCAACUUGACCUCUGCUGGCAAUGCAUGGACUAUACCUAAGUCAGGCUCUUCAAAUAUGAAAAGAAUUAUUGAAAUGAAUAAUUAAAAGGCCCAAAUAUAUAUGACAUUGAUGCCUGUGGUAGAUGUAAACGUCUGACCUGCACUAUAAGUAAGUCAAGAAGCUCUGAGAUCAGUGAAAACUGCUGAAGGUUCCCUGAUUAAUGGAAACUGGGACCCUCUAAGACUCCAGGAGGCCCAUUAGUUAUACCUAGUUAAUAAAAGCCCUGCAGUGUGGUGAUAAACCUAAUCUUUAAAAGCAGGCGAAAGUCUUGAGUACCGGCAGUUUAUAGAUGAUGGAUAAAAGAUAUUUGGGUUUUUUUCUAUUAAAAGAAGAAACCUUAUGUGAAAUGUGUGGAUGAAUGCAGUUGUAGACUAAAAAAAAAAUAAAAAAAAAGUGAGCUGAGUGGAAAUGUAGACAGAUAAGAGGCCUCUAUCUUUCCAGUUUAUGGUAGAAAGUUUAUAGCGUGUGAUGGUGGGAAAACUGGUGUUUAGAGCCAAACAAACUGGACUGAUUUGUUUUAGACAGAACUAAUAGUUCUGGUUUGUUAGUGGGAAUCAAACCACAUCUCAGGUGUAUCUGCAGAUUCUGCGUAAUCUGCCGUUCUAGAUUUUAAGAUUGUUUGGUUACGGGGUUACAAUGCAACUUAAAUUGUGUUUUCCUGAAUUUAUAGUGUGAUGAAAGUUCUUGUUGCUCCAGAGAUUUUUGAACAGUAGACAUUCCUUUGUGGUCAUUUCUUUACAAUCUGCAGGUGAUUUUUUUUUUUUUUUUUUAUAAUUCUUUCAUGCAUUUCAGUGAGCUGUUCAUGAGGUUCACCUUGAGUGUUUUUUUUUUCUUUCAAUAAAAGUCUGAUGGUACUAUA